GGGAGGGAGAGAGAGAGAGCAGCAGCAUUAGUGUGACUUCAGGUCUGCACAGUGAGGCAGAGGGAUCACAGAGUUGGACGGAAUUCCAUCACACACAUGCACUUGGAGUUCAUUUCAAAACCUGGAUUUUAAUUUAUUUACUCGCUAAAAUGUUUCAAGGGUGGUCUCUUGCCUUGCAUCUCCUCUUGCUGUGCUGGCUGGCCACUGCCCUGCAGGUUAUAGAAGAGCGUGGCUCAGGAGGUCAUCUGGACCUGACAGAGUUAAUUGGCGUGCCCCUCCCUCCCUCCGUCUCCUUUACUCCUGGCCAUGAGGGAUUUCCAGCCUACAACUUCGGGCCAGAUGCCAACAUUGGUCGGCUCACCAAGACCUUCUUGCCAGGCUCAUUCUACAGAGACUUUGCCAUCAUUGUCACGGUGCGUCCAGCCUCUCAGAGAGGAGGCGUUCUCUUCGCCAUCACGGAUGCCCGUCAGAAGGUGGUGGAGCUGGGUUUGGCCCUCACUCCGGUGCGUAGGGGCCUCCAGAGCAUCUUACUGUACUACACUGAUGAAGAAGAAGCUUCACACAGCCACAAAGCUGCUUCCUUUAGUGUCCCUGAUAUGACCGAGCAGUGGACACGAUUCACGGUGGUGGUGGAGCAAGACGAGGUGCGUCUCUACAUGCAUUGUGGAGAGGCAGACAGGAUGACUUUCCAUCGCAGACCAGAACGACUCAACUUCUCGCUCAAUUCAGGAGUUUUCGUAGCUAAUGCCGGAGGCACAGGGCUCGAAAAGUUUGUGGGAUCCAUUCAGCAGCUGGUGAUAAAAGAUGAUCCUAGAGCAGCUGAGGAGCAGUGUGAAGAUGAUGAUCCUUAUGCCUCAGGAUACACCAGCGGAGAUGAUGCAUUGGAUGAUCGAGAGUCAGAGGAGGAAAUGAGGAAGAACACACACGGGAGCAAACAUGGCGCAGCACCGGAGGAAGACAGUGUUCCAGUCAGAGCUCCACCCACUGAGGCCCCAGAUAUGGAGCUGGAUGAGUACUCCGGUCAGCAGACACCAACAGAGGCCACUGAAGAAAUCCUGCUAGGAGGGCCACACAUGACACAGGAGCCAGGAGAAGGACCCAUAGAUGGUCAUGUAAGACAAGGGAUGAAAGGAGAGCGUGGAGGUCCUGGACCCAGAGGCCCACCUGGCCCACCUGGACGCCCGGGCCCCACCCCUCUACCUGGGCAAGCUCAACCUGGGCCGAGAGGGACACAAGGACCACCAGGAAGCCCCGGAUCCCCAGGACUGCCAGGGAAAGAUGGACAGGCGGGACACAAGGGUGAUAAAGGAGAUGCAGGUCAAAGAGGAACGCAGGGAUUGGCAGGUGCGGACGGAGAAGCUGGGUCUAAAGGAGAGAAGGGAGACCAAGGAGUUGGUGCACCGGGCCCUCCAGGCCUCCCUGGGCCUCCUGGACCCCCCAGAUCACGCAGUGUACCGUAUGGAGCAGAUGCCCUGGGUUCUGGCUUUGAAGACCUGGACAGUGACACUGAUCUCAUAAGGGGUCAUCCUGGGCUACCCGGUCCUCCAGGGCCCCCCGGCCCCCCUGGACCCUUGCCAUCAUCUACAGCUGAGGGCUUCUCUUCAGGGUAUGCUGGUCUACCUGGCAAAGACGGACUGCCCGGGAAACCUGGAUUACCAAUGUAUGAGGAUAUGUUUAGUGGCUCUGGGUCUGAUGUUUCAGGACUGAGCUCAGAGUUUUCCUCUGACCUUGGCUCUGGGUUCAGCUCCGGGUUCAGCUCUGAGCCUGGCUUUGCAUCCGGUUCUGGGCUUGGCUUUGGGUCUGCUUGGGGUUCAGGCGAGGGUCUAGCAGGAAAAGAUGGCAGUUCAGGUCUACCAGGAGCUGUGGGAAAGAAGGGUGAACAAGGAUUGACUGGGUCACCUGGUCCAAAGGGUGAAUGUGGGUCUCUGGGGACACAAGGGUCCUCAGGGGCUCCAGGGCCUAGUGGACAACCGGGGAAGAGGGGCCCUUCCGGUCCCCCAGGACCCCCUGGCCCUCCCGGACCAGCAGGAACUAAAUUCUUUGUUGAGGAUAUGGAGGGAUCUGGGAAAAGUGACAUGCUCAUUGGAACCAGAGUCAGAGGCCCACAGGGUCCCCCUGGUAUACCUGGUCCAACAGGACCUAAGGGUGAGGAUGGAGCCACAGGAGCACCAGGGCUCUCCGUCAAGGGUGAACCAGGGGACAAAGGAGCAGAGGGCCUUCAGGGUCCUGCUGGAUUACCAGGAGCUAGAGGAGCCAAAGGAGAAAAAGGCAAUCAAGGAUCCAAGGGUGAUCGAGGCGUUGAUGGACUCAGUAUUACAGGACCCCCUGGGCCUCCUGGACCUCCUGGACCAACCAUGAAUCUGCCGGAUCUGCUGCUCAAUGUGACAGAUGGGAUCUUCAACUUCACAGAUAUCAGAGGACCACCAGGGCCUGUGGGCCCUGAAGGCUUGCCUGGCAGAGCAGGAUUUCCUGGCCCCAGGGGACCAAAGGGAGACAUAGGCCCUGGAGGUGUCCAGGGGCCAUCAGGGCUCAAGGGAGAGAAAGGGGAGCCAGGGGUGACCAUUGCUGCUGAUGGAUCCCUCUUAUCAGCACCAAGAGGUCCCCAGGGGCUUAAGGGCCUCAAGGGUGACCGUGGUUUCCCUGGACCUGCUGGACUAAUGGGCCCGAUAGGACCCAAUGGACAAAAAGGAGAAUAUGGCUUUCCUGGCCGCCCAGGACGAUCUGGUAUGCCUGGGAGAAAAGGUGACAAAGGAGAUGCUGUGGGUCUAGCGGGACCUCCAGGUCCUCCGGGCCCGCCUGGACUUCCAGGAAGAGUAAUUGGACUGAAAGGAACAGUGUUUCCGGUGCGCCCCAGACCGCACUGCAAAAUGGGACGACAGUCAGGUACAGGGGGAGACUCAGUCGGAGCUAAAGGAAACAAAGGAGAUAUGGGUAUACCUGGAGAGCCAGGCACACCUGUACCCGAGUUUCCUGAUGGAGUUGUGGGUGCUAGAGGUGAUCAGGGAUACCAAGGUCAGAAGGGAGAAAAGGGGGACAGCGGUCUGCCUGGUCCUCCUGGACUGCCUGGCAGGUCAGGACUUGUGGGUCCAAAAGGUGAGUCAAUCGUGGGACCUCAAGGACCUGUUGGACCUGUAGGUCAGCCUGGAGCACCUGGGUUUGGACGACCUGGUCCCAGAGGGCCUCCUGGCGCUGCUGGACCCCCAGGACCUGCCUCUGGAUAUGGAUCAGGUGCCAGUGUCCCAGGCCCCCCCGGUCCUCCCGGCCAGACUGGAUCUCCAGGAAAUGCCAACGCGAUGACUGUCUAUAAGACGAUCCACGCUCUGAGCAGAGAGAGUCAUCGCGCUGCAGAGGGAACAAUGGCCUAUGUGUCUGAGAAAGGAGGAGAGCUGUACAUCAGAGCACGCAACGGCUGGCGCAAGAUCCAGCUCGGAGAGUUGAUCCAAUCUGGACCCUCUUCAUCAGCAACGUCUCAGUCCCUCAGCAGAGCUGCAGAGUUGAGCCGACCACACAGAAUCCACAGCCAGGAGCUUCAAGACAGCAGUAGAGGAUAUCAGCCCAGCUAUAAUGUAUUACCUCAGACCUUCAAUGCUGUUCCGGGGCUGCAUCUGGUGGCCCUGAACGCCCCUCUGAAAGGGGACAUGCGUGGGAUCCGGGGGGCCGACUUUCAGUGCUACCAGCAGGCCCGCUCCAUGGGGCUGACAUCCACUUACAGGGCCUUCCUGUCCUCACACCUGCAGGACCUGGCCACCAUUGUGAGGAAGGCGGACCGCACUAACAUGCCCGUGGUUAACAUCAGGGGUGAAGUGUUGUUCAGUAGUUGGAUGUCCAUCUUCUCUGGUAAUGGAGGCACAUUUAACCCGUCCACACCCAUCUACUCCUUCGACGGACGCAAUGUGAUGACUGACUCAGCAUGGCCAGAAAAGCAGGUUUGGCACGGCUCCAACACUGUGGGCAUUCGCCUCACCAGCAACUACUGCGAGGCGUGGAGGACGGGAGACAUGGCGGUGACAGGUCAGGCUGCGCUGCUGCAUACGGGACGCCUGUUGGGACAGCACACGCGCUCCUGCUCAAACCACUACAUCGUGCUGUGCAUAGAGAACACAUAUGUGGGGAACAUGUAUCAAAAGAGGACCUGAAGGGCACACACUCUCACACAAACACACAUGCAGGCGUGCUGAAAGUGAAGAGUAGAACAUGUGACCAAGUUCACAUGCAUAUGAAUUGGACACAUGCAGGCACAUACACAAUGACAUAGAAAUGACAGAAGGAAGGCACUUUUUGUUAAGGGUGCUGAUCAAAUACACACAUGUUGACAUGCAUCUAAUUAAAACACAUAUUUGAGUUUCACUAUGUAUAGGUUUGUCAAAACCAAUGUUUCACCCAACACGCAUCCGUCCCAAGUUAGAUUUUAAUUAACAAACGUUUUAAAAUGACAGCAUCACACAGGACAUUGAUACUAACAUGUUGUUAAAGUGAGGAAUGACUCGGGACAUCAGGGCACUGACACAAACUGAUCUGAGCUAAACUGAAUAACUGAAUCAUUACUGUGCAGGUUUGAUCUCACUUCACCCACAAAUUAUGCAUCUGUAUAUUAGUUACUUACCCUGUUAACCUAAAGUAUAAAUUCUUACAUGCCUACAUGGUGAACAAAGAAUAAAAAAAGCCUUAACAAAUGGAAGUAAAUGGGCGCGACAUUUAAUUAAAAUAAUUCAAGGAAACAAGGGGUGAGUUAUUGAUAAAUAAAAUGGUCUGUUUGUGGUCGAAGUAUGUCAGAAUUGUAGAUAUCUUUUAAUAUGUUUCCUACAGUUCCCUGCGGCCAUUGGUGUCAUUCAUUUUCUUUGUGUGUGCAUUGCAUUACCUAAAAACAAUAACCUAUUCUGAUAAAAUAUCAAACACAGCUGGUCACUUCAGUUUUUAGCAAAUGUUACGCAAACAAGAGGAACAUUUUUUCCCCAUUUGUUUGGGACUAUUUUCAGUGGUGGAUUAAUACACAUUUGGUUAUCUACUGUCCAAUCUUCUGCAGCAGGACGGUGUAAAUGGAAUUUAGUUAAAAUAAACAACAGUUUGUGUGUCCAUGGUUAUAUAGUCCCACUGCAAGUUCUAAUUAAUAAGAUAAAUUCAUUGUUAGUUUUGGUCUUUUUCGAUUAUUACCAGAUUUACAUUAUAAAUAUGAUGAGCACAAUGUGAACCGUUUGAGAAUCACAUGUAAUGAGAUAUUUCUUUCAUCAGACGUUUUGUGUGUUAACCUCUAUUGUCUGUGUCCAUGUCUUCGUGUCGUAUUUGAAAUGUUAAUUCACUGUAAUGUAAAUGAGUUCCCGCUAGCAAAGUCAACCAAUCACAGCAUCAUUUAUUUUUCAUCCUUUUUAUUUUCAGGCCAAAAAACACUGGCUGGAUUUUACCAAAAACAUUUUACCACUAGGAUCGUCUCUAUUUGUUAAAACUGCGGGUUCAUUAAAUAAGAGAUUAAAAUGGACGCCUGAUCGGCAGGUGACGAAAAAGUGUUUACUAAAUUGAUUUAAAAACAAGUUUUGCCAGGAUGUUGAAUUAAGUUAUGUUUUAUUUUUUUGUUCUUUAAAAACGGCUAUACAAAGUUUUGUCAGGAUUGUGGUUGACAGUGUUGUUGUAAUACUUAAUUUGGCCACUAAAGGCAGACAGAUGUGCACCACUACCCAAUGUUCUAAAGAAGUCUAAAGGUGUCAGAUGAGGAAGAAAACGUAAAUGUGUUUGUCAUAUUUAGAAACAUGGAAUAAUAAUGCACGUCAGCCUCUUGUGGCCAAAUUAAUUAUACACAAUUUGAAAAAAAAAAUCAAAUUUUAGGUCCUGAACACAGGCUACACCUUUUGGCAUCUCAGGGCUUCCGUAGCAUAAGUCGUACAUUAAAGAAAAACAGAAGCUUGCUAAGGCCACAAUGUAGGCGAGUACCCAGAUAAUAUCAAAGACCUAAUUCGUAAUCGCAGUCUGGCGCCCCUUAUUACAAACUUGUUGAUUUACUUUGAAUUGAUCAGUUAGUGCAUUAUUUAUCGUCUCAUAAUGCAAGUAUUAAAGCUUGAUUGUCUUUUACAAAUUAACGUCCAAAGCAGCUAUUUUUUUGUUCCUGUUUUCUGCUUAACUUUUGUCCUGCUGCUUGAAAUAAUUGAUUUAAACUAGUGUCAACACUACCAGAGCUUAGAGUUAUAAUCAGAGUUAGUAUUAGAGUUGAAAUCAUCAAUGUGUGAUUUUAAUAUUAAUUUAUACAGUAGCAGGACACAAUGGGGAAAUCGAGCGAGUUCACUUUCAGAUUUGAUGAAGUUGGAACAUGUGUAUAUACAGUAUAUAUGUUUGUGUUUGUUGUUAUUGUUGUCUUAAUGUUUUUUACUCUGUAGAGGUAGAUUUUGUAUGAUGCACACUAAAUGAAGUCUUUUCCCCACCAAGCUUUAGAUGUAGUUUUCAGAGUUUCGCCUGUAAAGAUGUAGUGUUUGAAAUGUUUAGAUUCUCAAGGUUUCCUGAUUUAUGAUUACAGUGCAAACAAACCUUGAGUUUGUGAGGAAAGCGAACAUGUGUACUGCCUGGUGCUCACUGAAUAAAUGUUUCUUUGUUUUUUUUA
Messenger RNA from Eleginops maclovinus (Patagonian blennie), 6583 nucleotides. It is a transcript of the gene col15a1b, whose product is annotated as collagen, type XV, alpha 1b. NCBI's taxonomy places the organism in Eukaryota, Metazoa, Chordata, Actinopteri, Perciformes, Eleginopidae. The transcript is spliced from 45 exons. Gene Ontology annotation, molecular function: extracellular matrix structural constituent conferring tensile strength. The record is from RefSeq and is a predicted model, not a curated record. Bases 150 to 4136 code for a protein of 1328 amino acids. Gene Ontology annotation, biological process: extracellular matrix organization.